This is a messenger RNA of Zygosaccharomyces rouxii, 672 nucleotides long. It is a transcript of the gene MHR1, whose product is annotated as mitochondrial 54S ribosomal protein mL67. NCBI's taxonomy places the organism in Eukaryota, Fungi, Ascomycota, Saccharomycetes, Saccharomycetales, Saccharomycetaceae. The coding region runs from base 1 to 672 and encodes 223 amino acids. Gene Ontology annotation, molecular function: single-stranded DNA binding; DNA strand exchange activity; structural constituent of ribosome. Gene Ontology annotation, biological process: positive regulation of mitochondrial DNA replication; DNA recombination. The transcript has a single exon. The record is from RefSeq and is a predicted model, not a curated record. Gene Ontology annotation, cellular component: nucleus; mitochondrial large ribosomal subunit.
AUGCCAAGAACCUACCCCUACUGGAGAGUCUCCAAGUUUCGUCCUGCCACCUGGCUAGAAGGUGCAGGUUACGCUCCUCAAGUGUUUGUGUUUAGAAAUCUCGAAAGUGGACAAGUCCUGUACUCCCAGUUCCCCAAUUUUACCCAGCAACAAGUUGACAAGCAAUUCCAAAGGACUGACUGGUCAAACCGUAAGCCAGCUAUCAGACGUGACAUAUGGAGAUGUAUGUGCGUUGUCGAUAUGCCCACAUAUGAGUCUGGAGUCAAGCUGUACCAGAAUCUAUGUCGUUUGAAAUACCUACGUGAUGUUAGAAUGCCACAAGAAGCUCAAAAGCAUCGUAAAUUGAAUGAAGAUGGUCACAUUUGGUACAGCAGUCAGUACAGACCAACCUACACUCAAGAAGCCGUGGCCGAUCUUAGAGAAUCAAUCGCUAAAUCUGGUUGUGACAGCGACAUUACUAUACACUGGGAAGAUGCCUGGAGAAUGGGGGACAAAUCUAAACACUGGACACCAAUACUACCUGGUGUACAACACUCUCUGAUGAGCCGUGUUGGUAACAUUGCUAGAGAACAAAGUACUGUACUACGAGAACUGGGUGACAGGGCAAGGCAAGAAUUCCAGAGGGCCAGGAAAUCGAACCAGAACCAGCAGGAAGGUCAUAUGAGUCUAUAA